UGCUCGAUUGCUGAUUUUUUUUUUGCUGGUCGUGCACUGGACACCAAGGUGUGCAACUUUACAACAGCAACCGGCUCUUACAGUCUUCGGUAUGUGGGAUUUAAAGUGAUUCUGGGUGUUCUGCAGUGCUCAGAGUUUGUAAGGGGAGAGCAGGGACAAGGACUGACGACUGGCACCUAAUCCCAGAACAAGAGAAGGAAGAUGGAUAAUCAUAGAGAUCUACCAAAGAUUAACAAAUGAUCCUGGAAACAAAAGAAGCUGCAAUGUUUCACGGAUGAAAUUUCUGGAUUAAAUGGAUGUGGUGGAGUUUGUUAAGACUAUACUUUUCAAGAUUCCCUGACUUUUUUUUAUUGUCAUUGAACCUUUUUGUAAAUUGCAAAAUUUAAAAGAAGUUUCUUUGCUUCCGCUAUCUGAAGAGUGUGAUACAGAAUGAGGUUUCUCUGGAUCUUUUUCCCCAUGUGCACAUAUCUGGCAAUCCACAUGGAUACAGCGGAAGGGCACAGCAUGUUUACCUGUGAGCCUGUCAUUCUGCGAAUGUGUCAGGACUUACCCUACAACACCACCUUCAUGCCCAACCUGCUGAACCACUAUGACCAGCAGACUGCAGCUCUCGCCAUGGAGCCCUUCCACCCAAUGGUGAACCUCCAGUGCUCUCUGGACCUGCGGCCUUUCCUGUGUGCUCUCUACGCCCCUGUGUGCACAGAGUAUGGCCGCGUCUCCCUGCCCUGCCGCCGGCUUUGCCAGCGGGCACACCGGGACUGCACCAAGCUCAUGGAAAUGUUUGGAGUGUCCUGGCCAGAAGAGAUGGAGUGCAGCAGGUUCCCAGACUGUGAUGAGUCUUACCCCCGCCCUGUGGACCUGCUAUCUAGUCUGGACAGCACAGAGGAGUCCCCCAUGGCCGUUCAGCGGGACUACGGCUUCUGGUGCCCACGUGAGCUGAAGAUUGAACCGGACCUGAGCUACUCCUUCCUCGGGGUGCGAGACUGCUCUCCUCCUUGCCCCAACAUGUAUUUCCGUCGGGAAGAGCUCUCCUUUGCGCGCUACUUCAUUGGCGUCAUCUCCAUUGUGUGUCUGUCAGCCACCCUCUUCACCUUUCUGACCUUCCUCAUUGACGUCACUCGCUUCCGCUACCCUGAGCGGCCCAUCAUCUUCUAUGCUGUCUGCUACAUGAUGGUCUCCUUGGUCUUCUUCCUGGGUUUCCUGCUAGAGGACCGGGUGGCCUGCAACGCUGCCAGUCCUGGCCAUUACAAGGCCUCCACUGUCACGCAGGGCUCCCACAACAAAGCCUGCACCCUGCUUUUCAUGGUACUCUACUUCUUCACUAUGGCUGGCAGUGUGUGGUGGGUCAUUCUCACUAUCACCUGGUUUUUAGCAGCUGUGCCCAAGUGGGGCAGUGAAGCCAUUGAGAAGAAAGCCCUCCUGUUUCAUGCCAGUGCCUGGGGCAUCCCAGGCACACUGACAGUGAUCCUGCUGGCUAUGAACAAGAUUGAGGGUGACAACGUGAGCGGAGUGUGCUUUGUGGGGCUUUACGACGUGGACGCACUACGCUACUUUGUGCUGGCCCCGCUGUGUCUCGAUGUGCUGGUGGGCGUCUCCCUGCUGCUGGCAGGCAUCGUGUCCCUAAACCGGGUGCGUAUUGAGAUCCCGCUGGAGAAGGAGAAUCAGGACAAGCUGGUGAAGUUCAUGAUCCGGAUUGGGGUGUUCAGCGUGCUGUACCUGGUGCCCUUGCUCGUGGUCAUCGGAUGUUACUUCUACGAACAAAGCUACCGGUCCGUCUGGGAGAUCACCUGGGUGCAGGAGCGCUGUCGUGACUAUCACAUUCCCUGUCCUUACCAGGUAUCUCAGACAAGCAGGCCUGACCUUAUCCUCUUUCUGAUGAAGUACCUGAUGGCGCUGGUUGUGGGCAUUCCAUCUGUGUUCUGGGUAGGCAGCAAGAAGACCUGCUUUGAGUGGGCCAGCUUCUUCCACGGUCGGCGCAGAAAAGACAGCGCAGUGAAUGAGAGCAGGCAGGUGCUGCAGGAGCCGGACUUUGCCCAGUCUCUGCUUCGAGACCCCAACACUCCCAUCAUCCGGAAAUCCAGGGGCACAUCCACCCAGGGCACCUCCACCCAUGCCUCUUCCACUCACUUAGCCAUGCUAGAUGACCAGCGGAGCAAAGCAGGCAGUGUGCACAGCAAGAUGAGCAGUUACCACGGCAGCCUGCACCGCUCACGAGACGGCAGGUACACCCCAUGUAGUUACAGGGGAGUUGAUGACAGACUGCCUCAUGGGAGCAUGUCCAGGCUCAAUGACCAGUCGCGGCACAGCAGCAUGCAUCGCCUCAAUGACCAGUCACGGCACGGCAGUGUUCGAGACCUGAGCAACGCUCCCACACACAUCACGCACGGGACCAGUAUGAACCGUGUCAUCGAAGAGGAUGGGGCGAGUGCCUAGGACUGGAACUGCGUCCCCAGUCACUGCGCUUUCUCUUGAAGGAAAAACAAAGACAGACCCUAUCCUGAAGAGAGGUAUUUUAGUAGAUCCAUGGGCCUCGACUAGGCUGUACAUUUCAGCAGCAUUGUAAAAAAAAUGGUUUUAUACUGUGAAGACAAAAUUAAAUUCCAUGAACGAAUGCCAAACCAGGAUCCUCUUGGAUUUAAGGUCAAUUUAGACUGCCUAUGAAGAUGUAAAUUAUUAAAGCACUCAGAUGAAAGGUACACUGCUGCCCUUUAGUGCUAAAUGCAUGACCGCUGUGGGGCAACUUAGCAUCUUCCAUAACAGGAUCUGCCAACCAUGUCAAAGACGGCUUGGAACAGAACAGACCUGUUUAGUGUUGUUUAUAGAGGGCCCCACGUUGGCAAAGUAUUUUUUUUUUCUGUUGCAAAAGUUGUAUUUAAUGUAAAUACUCUGCACUUCUGUCCCAAAUAUAGUGUUUUUUUAGACCAGGGAAGUCAAAUUGGACUGUUUUUGCCCUUAUAUGUUUUUAAAUACCUAGCAAAAAAUAGGUAUUUCAGAUAGGACCUUAAUGCAGAAAAAGCCUGUUAAGCCUUAAAAUCACUUGGUCUCCUUGCUUUGUGAUACAUUUUCCAUACUUCGCAUGGUCUGGCAGGGGUUGUCAUGUGUUAAAGCUUAGUCAUCUCUGGAUAGCACAGAAAUGUGCUAACAGCUGCAGUUCGCAUAUCCAGACUUCUUAAAGGAGCACACAAAAUAUACUUCAAUUUCCGAUGUAUGUCAUUGUCACAGUAUGUCAAUGUAAUGAAAAUGGCCUAAAGAAGAGCAGAGGCAAAUCAGAAGCCUAGCUUUCUUAAGAUGAAUGCCAUAUUUAUAGUUUCAGCUAAUGCUCAUUUAGCCCUAGUACUGCUAAUCUACCUCGGCCUUUGGUAGAGAGCUGUUUUCCCUGGAAAAUUGUUGUGACCGGGGAUCCAUUAAUGAAGUCCCUUUCCUUUGAAUGAGCAGGUGGUGACAUAAAUGCUUUGAAGUAACAAAGACUGAAAAGUGUAGCACAUACUGUUUUUGUUUGGUACCAGAUAAAAAAAGCAGCUUGGUACAGUGCACAAAGAAUCAAUCCCAUUGCCCUUGAGAAACUUGUGAAUUAUGAUGCAGUAUUUAUGCAAGACAAAAUUCAAGGUUUAACUGAUCAGUGAUCAAUCAAGAAACACGAUAUUUCAGGACCAAAACCCAAACCUGAAUUUUAUCUUUUUAGUAGAGAUAGAGCCUAACAUAUAUACCUCAAAGUGAUCCGGUGAAUAAUGCAAAUUGAGACAAUUGUUUUAAAAUAUUUAAGUUUCACAUACAAAAUUUAAGUUAAAAUGUCCUCACGCUGAUAUAGAACAAAAUUCAUUAGUAUUCUUAAGUAAGCUGUGCUACCUGCUUGCAAUAGCGAAACUGGAGUUAUGACAGUGUAUUCAUGCCUUAUUCUAUUUUGUGUCCACCAUAUGGAUGAGCCACUACAUCAAACUCUCUAGUAGAGAAGGCAGUAUCUGUUAAGUUAUUGACUUUUCUAAAGGAUGGUAUGUGAUUCCAGAUAGUCCUCUACUUACAUAAGAGUUCAAUUCUUGAAAUCAUUCCAUAAAUCAAAUUUGAUUCAAGUUGGAUUUCUCUCAUAAACCACAUGAACUUAAAGAAUAUUUUAUUCUUCUUUGAUGUUAGUAGGUUCCUAUCAUAUUAUGUUCACUUCGUAGCUCACAUGAACAUAUUUUGUAAUAUAAUGGAUAGUUUGCAUUCUGCAAUGAAAUAAAAUAUUUGAGGAUUAAAUAGACUCAUCACAAAUAAAACUAAAAUCUAUUGGAUGAAAUAGUAGAAGUUAUUCAAGGAAGUUAUUCCCUCUUUGGUAUAAAUUAGUAUCCUGUAUGAGCUGUAUCUGUAAAAAAUUAAGCAAAUUGAAAACCUUUAAUCAAUUUCCAUUAGAUGAAAUGUCAAAUUAGUGUAACCCUUGUAGUGUUGUAUGACUUCUCCUUCCUGGUAAUGUUAAUUGGGUUCCAGCGCUAAUGGAAUUCUGUUGACCAAUACGGAGUUGGUUCCAUAUUUCUUAUAUAUCUUGCUACAUCCCUGUUACCACAUGAAGACAUGAAUGACAUAAACACUCCAGGAGAAUGAAAAAAUGCACAUGGAAUAGUUCUGUUAGUUUGGUGUUGUCAGUUUCCUAGCCUUUUCCUGGGAACAGAUGUGUAUUCCUCAAUUUCUUUUGAACUCAUUACAUAAACUGACAGAGCCUUGAUUUCAACUGUUUUCCCCAUUAGACCCAGUUCUGUUUGAAAAAGGCAAUUGGGACUAUGCAGGUCUAAUAAUAUUUGUAGAGGGAGUGAUUCUCAAAAGUGUGCAUCAGUAAUUGGUUCUUCAGACAGCUAAUUUAAUUUCCUUUACUAAAUGUCCAGGCAGCCAGACUAAGGACCCAGUGAUAAAAAUGAUCCAAAAAAGAAUCUAAAUAAUUAAGUACUUCUUAAGGAGUACACUAAACCAAAGAAAUUAAAUGCUCAGAAACCAUAACACACAAAGGCUCCAUGGACCAGGACUACAAAACAAUGCGAUAAGAAGUGAGAGCUGACUUAUUCAAAUUUUAGGUUGCUUGUUUUCAUCUAAAGGUUUUGCAUGUAUCCACACUUAGCAUGUUCCCCUGAACCAAUUAACCUACAGUAUAUAUUACAGCAUAAUUUGGGGAGCCUGGCUACCUCAGAGCUGGGAGGCAGAUACAGUCUCCAACCACUUUAAUUCUUCUCCCAGCUCUCUUACAACUGUGCUGAAUUGAGUAUUAAGGGUUAGUUGUCACUUUGCUUAUGUUGUUCGUAGUCUUGGCAUCCUCUUUAGCAAAGUAUAGAAGCCCAUCAUUUCAAAGCUUAGGGUAAAUACUGCAUGACAAGCAUCAGUUGUGGUAGCUAACCUAAGACAAAAAUCUAAAACGUGGUUUGGGCUAUAGGCUAAUUUCAUGCAUUUACACAUUAAUUAUAGUAUAUAGGAAGACCUGUUAUAACCCAUUUGAGUUUUGAGAAAGGAUCAGAGUACAAAUUUUCUGGUGCUUUUGCCUUAUAUAGGUACUGUUGUACCACAUUAUUGCACAAUGUAUUGUAAUAUGUUUAUCACAUUAAGGAGGACAAAAAUAUUUCAUUUUUUAAUUACACAGAUAUUAACCUGAGCUCAUUAGAAUUAUUAUAGAUGUCUCUACUGGAUGCUUUAGGAUGUAUGUAGUGUAUAAAGUGCUUAGAAAAUAGCUUUUAAUUUUGUAAAUACUUUGCUUACUGUGCUACAGGACUAUGGAGUGGAACUGCACUACACUCAGCAGAACUGGCUUCUGGUAACAAAUUGCAGCUGUUUUGUUUUGUUUUCCUUAUAUAAACGUUACUCUUGUGUAAAUAAUUGCUUUUAAUGCAUCUGUAAAUAGUUAGGAAAAAUUUCCCACUGCUUUACUACUGUUUGUGUAAACAGUUACCAUAGCAAUAUAAAGAAUUACAGUAGACUAGGGAAGAGAAGGCAGUUAAGUUAUAGUAGCUGGAAACGGAACACAAACUGCUCUGUGACACAUGUUUGGAUUAAGCUGGGAAGACGAGCGUAUUUUUUAAUUUAAUUUAUGGUUCAUCUGAGAUCAGACAUGGAUUUCUUUAUGACAAAACAUUGGUCUGACUGUGUCGUACAGGGCAGACAUUGAAACAGUUGUCCACAUCAGGGUUCUCAUGGGAUGUAGGAAACCGGUUUUGCAUUUCAGCUGCUUUUCUUAAAUUAAAUCUCUGCUGUAUUGCGAAUGUGGUGUUGCUAUAAAUUGAUGUUCUCUAAUUCUAGUCCUCCAGUAACACUAAGGACUGGACAAAAUUAAUGCAUAGAUCCACCUGAAAUUCCCAAAUCACAAAGUAUCACUUCAUUUUUUUCUUUAUCAGACGUUUCUUUCCUCUGUACGAAAGAAAAUAUAGUAUCAAGUUUAACAUUAUAACUCUAUAAUCUCUCUUCUGCAUUAAGAAGCUUUUUUAUAUUGUUUUAUCCACAACAAUGCUAAAGGCAUCUUGCAAAUUCAAACUCUUGAAGGUUAGUAGGUAUCUAGUCUUGGAGGACUAGUGUUUCUAGAGGUUUUCUUGUUCUCUUUAAAGCUCCAGCUCUGAAAAACUGGGGAAAUUCUCAAACUGGCUCAUUAGGCCAGUACAAAGAUGAUUAAAGUCAGCGUAAUGAAGAGCUGGGUUUGAAUGGAAAUCUGUACACAUACUCCAGGAAUAGGAAUGGACAUGCCUUCUUUAGAUUAUUGAGUGUUUAAAAAUUGAAAAGGGUUAUAUUUUGUAUUUCCAAGUAAGGAAUUUUGAGAUUAGAGUAACAGAUAUUAGAAUACCCUUAAACCUAAUGAUUUUGAAACCUAGGGCCAACAUAAGAAAAUAAUUUGCUGACUUAGGAUAUUUCUCAUAACCGUUCCAAGUGAAAUUCUCUUGAACCUUUGUACUUAGUGUUAUAAGGCUGCAAAGAAUGAUUUGCAGCCUUUUGCACCUUUUAUUACUUACUGGAACACACCUUCUGCAGUAAUCUCUUCCAUGUUGCCUGCAGCAAAAUAACUCGAGCCAAGUCUGUAAAAGAACCUGUUUGAUAAUAAGCAGUGUUAUUUCCAAACAAGAAGAUACAAAACUUAACACCAGACCUUUGGGUAAGUCAGGGCUGAUUGUUUUGUGAAACCAGGCAUAACAAUAAAAAAAAUCCAAUUUUAUAAAUUCUCCAACUUGCAUCACAACCUCACAGAAAUUUUGUUGGCUUCCUCUUUAAAUGGUAAUUACGUUUAACUGUUUAACAAACUGUAAUAAGCUUGAACGUAAACACUGGUCGGUGAAGAUAAAGAUUGUUCUGUUUAGAGCAAAAAUAAAUUGGUGAAAAAGUUAAAGCCCUCAAUAUAAUUAUGAAAAACCUGUUGUGUCUCAACAGUGGUGAAUAGCACACACCAUUUGGCUUUCACUGACAACCAGCCAGUCAACAUUCUCCAACCUCUUUUCACAAAAACAUAAAAAAGCUUCUUCUGUUUUUACAGUGGCAGGAGAUUCAUCUGCAUUACCUUUCAGACUGACCUACUCAGACAGGUGCACGGUUGGCUGGACAGGGCAACUGAUCAACUUCACUUACAAACUGAAGUUGGCAGUAGUGAUUUUAUAUAACAGGAAUCCACCCUUGUCCUAGUGUAUGAAGAUCCAUUGUUGUUUUCACAUGGUAUGAUGUGCUCCAGGUGGCUGAGUGUAUACCGUAUAUCUUUUCAUCCUAUAAAGAUAUGCAGAAGUAGCUUUACCAACAGAAAUGUGAAUUGUAGACAAAUGUUGUUUUUCGUGAAAGUUCAGGGGGGAUUACAUCAGACAAGUUCUUCUUGGCUUCUGGGGCUCUAACCUGUAAUCCUCCAUAAUGUUAUUUCCCAAAAAAGAACCACAAUAAAGCCCUGUCACCGAUUGCAUUCAUCAUUCUGCUUUCAGACCAUCUCCAUCUCCUCACUCUGCACAAGUAGAUUAUCCCAUUGGAUGUUGUUAUUCCUAGUGAAUGGAUUGUUUAAUGUUACAUUAUUCACCAGCAUUGCAUAGCUAAUCAGUGUCAUACUGGAUAUCAUUAUUAUUCCUGAUUGGGUUGUUUAAAAUUAUAAUUGAUCUCUAGUUGGUAGAAGUCCUAAGUGUCUUCUAUUUUAUAUAAUAUCCAAAAAUGAUUGGUUAAAAAAUGAAGACACUAAAAGCUGAGGAAAUGUGAACAUUUUUUGGCUUUCGAGACCAAAAGCUUAUUGCAUUUAACAUUUUAACUAAUGGUGGUAGUACUGUACAAAUUAAUUUAUAUUAAAAAUAGGGUGGAGAUUAACAUCUGUUUUUUGUCCCUGCUAUGGAUUUAGGAAAAGUUUGUUUUCAAUUUACUGUAGUGUAUUUUUAGGGUUAAAUAUAAAACUAUCAACUUCUGUCUAGCAGAGCUGUUUCGAGAAGAAAUCUCUCUGAGCACAAACAAUGGAGUGCAAGUGUUUUAUGAAGUGUGACAUAUUCCUUGCAGGUCACAGGCGAUUUAGGUUGGUCUAAAUGCUGCAGCUAAUCUGUUGUUUCUUCUAUAUGAAGAAAUUCAAAGGAUUUUAACUUGUUCUUCUGCUAGGAAAUAAUGGCUUUCUGAACGUUUCUUUAAAUUAAACUUAAUUCUAUGAGGUCGUAAUUUAGAAAAGAACAUGAACUAAAAUAUACUUAAAUAUAACAAAAUACUGUGUGCUUUAUAUUUGUAAUGUUAAAAGUCCUUUUUUUAUCAAGUGGCUGAACCUACAAAAACAGAAACUCAUCUCACAUUGUGUUUCUUAAAACAAAGGCAGUGAACUGAUGAUGGUGUAUAAAAGUAAUGUCUGGUAAUACUGGACAAAUUCUGGAUGGAAGGGUUCCGAGAUGGUUUUGCUUUUACCUUGAUCAUGUACGCUAGUACUUUUAAAAUUGUUGUUAUUUGCAAAGUUUCAUUAAAUAAUAAUUGCCUGCUUUGUACAAGUGUCACGAAGUGCAAGUGUCAGGAAAACAAGUAGCUGUGUUCAAACAUGUUCAUGACAGUAACAUUAUUCUCAGUACCUGUAAAUUUGGCAUUUUCUCCUGCAUUAUGUGUAUAUAAAUUUGUUUUUUUAACGUUUUAGCACUUUAACUAUGUUUAGCUUUGUUUUAAAGUGUAUAGAUGUACAUUUCAGUUUUAGAAUGUGAAAAUUUAAA
Molecule: messenger RNA, 9131 nt
Organism: Lepisosteus oculatus (spotted gar)
Lineage: Eukaryota; Metazoa; Chordata; Actinopteri; Semionotiformes; Lepisosteidae
Source: RefSeq, a predicted model, not a curated record